ACCAUUACUUCAAGUACUGCAAGAUCUCGGCGCUGGCGCUCCUGAAGAUGGUGAUGCACGCGAGGUCGGGGGGCAACCUGGAGGUGAUGGGGCUCAUGCUGGGCAAGGUGGACGGGGAAACCAUGAUCAUCAUGGACAGCUUCGCCCUGCCGGUGGAGGGCACCGAGACUCGCGUCAACGCUCAGGCGGCCGCCUACGAGUACAUGGCCGCCUACAUUGAAAACGCGAAGCAGGUUGGCCGUCUGGAAAAUGCAAUUGGGUGGUAUCACAGUCACCCUGGCUAUGGCUGCUGGCUCUCGGGGAUCGACGUCAGUACCCAGAUGCUUAACCAGCAGUUUCAAGAACCCUUCGUAGCAGUGGUUAUUGAUCCAACAAGAACAAUAUCUGCAGGAAAAGUCAAUCUUGGAGCAUUUAGGACAUACCCUAAGGGCUACAAACCUCCGGAUGAAGGGCCCUCUGAAUACCAGACUAUUCCGCUUAAUAAAAUAGAAGACUUUGGUGUGCAUUGUAAACAGUAUUAUGCUUUAGAAGUCUCGUACUUUAAAUCAUCCUUGGAUCGUAAAUUGCUCGAGCUUUUGUGGAACAAGUACUGGGUAAACACACUCAGUUCUUCGAGUUUGCUUACUAAUGCCGACUACACCACUGGCCAAGUCUUUGAUUUGUCUGAAAAAUUGGAACAGUCAGAAGCUCAGCUUGGAAGGGGCAGUUUCAUGUUGGGUUUAGAGACACAUGAUAAGAAAUCAGAAGACAAACUUGCAAAAGCAACAAGAGACAGGUAA
Molecule: messenger RNA, 779 nt
Organism: Eurypyga helias (sunbittern)
Lineage: Eukaryota; Metazoa; Chordata; Aves; Eurypygiformes; Eurypygidae
Gene: COPS5
Product: COP9 signalosome subunit 5
Exons: 6
Coding region: 48-779 (243 amino acids)
Biological process (GO): protein deneddylation
Cellular component (GO): COP9 signalosome; cytoplasm
Molecular function (GO): protein binding; metallopeptidase activity; deNEDDylase activity
Source: RefSeq, a predicted model, not a curated record